AUGGCACGGCGUCAGCCUGAGGUGACCCGGCGAGCUCCGAGUGGCCGGGUAUUCGCCGCUCAAGCCGAGGAACCUGCUGAGGCCGAGGAGGGCAACGUCGUGGCAGGUAUGGUUUUGGUUAACGGAAUUCGCUUCAGAGCUAUGUUUGAUACAGGUGCCACGCAUUCAUUUAUCAGUCGUUCUUUUGCUGAGAUGCGUGGCAUAGAAGUCCAGUUGAGUGGAAGUACUUGGCGGGUCGAUGCCCCCGAGCGCUCAUUUAUUAUCCGGAAGGAGUGUUUGGCGUGUCCGGUGCAGGUAGGCAGCUGGAUUAUGCCGACACGUUUGUUGGUGCUUAAGAGGUUGAAAGAUUUCGACCUAAUACUGGGCAUGGACUGGCUCUUGAAGUACUAUGCGUCUAUCGACUGCAAGAGCAAGGUUAUUACAUUUCGUGAGUCAGGAUAA
Messenger RNA from Ananas comosus (pineapple), 441 nucleotides. Its product is annotated as UBA domain-containing protein mud1-like. The transcript has a single exon. The record is from RefSeq and is a predicted model, not a curated record. The coding region runs from base 1 to 441 and encodes 146 amino acids. NCBI's taxonomy places the organism in Eukaryota, Viridiplantae, Streptophyta, Magnoliopsida, Poales, Bromeliaceae.